This is a messenger RNA of Plodia interpunctella (Indianmeal moth), 1648 nucleotides long. RefSeq names its product chorion class A protein L11-like. The coding region runs from base 100 to 630 and encodes 176 amino acids. NCBI's taxonomy places the organism in Eukaryota, Metazoa, Arthropoda, Insecta, Lepidoptera, Pyralidae. The record is from RefSeq and is a predicted model, not a curated record. The transcript has 4 exons.
CCAGUAUCAAUCUGGCUUCUGCGACAGUCCACAAGGGUCAGCCCAGGAGUUACGACCAUAAACAGUGCUCGCUGUCUAUGCUAUUGCUUAUCUGUGAAAAUGGCAGUCAAAAUUCUGUUAGUAAUUUUCGUGGCUAGCUUCGCCGGCGCUUAUGGUGAAGACGUUUCGAACUACGAACAAAGCAGGAACCAGAUUGGCAGCGCCAGUAACAACAACGGUUUCGGACUAAGCGAACUACUGUACUAUUUAUUAGGAGGCUACGGGAAUUACUACCCAGGGCAGUAUCCAGGACAGUACCCAGUCGGGCCCGGGGGCUACGGGGGCAAUUACCCGGGAGGAUACCCAGGCUCAGGGGGAUAUUACCCAAAUCCAGGACCGGCGGGGCCUCCAGGGGCCCACCCUGGUUGCCCGCUCUGCGAUUCGUCUGUGUACAGUUACUGCUCGAAAAAACAGGCCCAUGAUGCGUGCUGCUGCAAUUCUGGUGUGUUUGGUUACGGCUGCCAGAAGUUGAACUGCAACUUCCUCUACGCGAACUCCUGCCAGGAACACCACCUGAUAACCAACUGCUGCUGUGUGGAUCUCUACAAGGGAGGCGCGAAUGGAGUCGCCGGCGCGCAGCCUGUAGCGUAGUUCCUUGCUCUACCUUCUUCGACUACUAUAUAUUAGUCAGGGUCGAAUUUAGGGAAGGCAUGGGGCAACGGAGGCCUUCACAAGGGUUCCAGCAUAGAUAAAAUUAAUAAUUUCUUUUAUCUAUGGUUCCAAAUUUUUUUUUUCUUUUACCGACAAUACUUUAACAAAUGGCAAUAUUAUUUCUUAGCUAUGUUUUAAAAUUGUUAAGCGCUUUUAUUGGUGAAAUAAUUUAGGGGCUAGCCAUUGGCUUGUGCUUUUUCGUUGCCCUAAAAUUAGAUCUAGAACGUCCAACCUUUAAAUCCUGCCCUGAGAUUAGUAUUCUCUUGCUAGAAGCACUAUCUGAUCUUUAUCAAGAGACAUGAAACGGAUUCUCCGAACUUCAGCCAAUUAAUAGCAUACCUAUUCCUUUUCAUUCCUAAAGGCCCGAUCCAGCACGAUUGUACGGAAUUUUAACGCACAUGUACACGUGUUUAUGCCACGUAUGCAAUCGUGCUGCGUGCUAGCCGCAUAAGGAUUUGGUGUGCACAUUGUGCACACCUAUGCACAAACCCUAAUCUUAGGUUACUCUUGCCACAAUUUUUUUGAUAUUUAUAUUCAUGAUGAACUCCGGAAAAUUGCACAUUACAAUUAGUCCAGUUUUCUGUCAGUGUGGAAGUUUUAAGAGAUUUCACUUAAUUUUGUGCUUAAUUCCAGGUGCGUACAACUAAGUAUAAUAAGUUAAUUUUAGUCAAAGUACUUUAUAAGAAUGAAAAUAAAUCAUACCCAUAAAAUGUGUUAUUUUGAAGGGGGCGUACAUCUCUUCUCAUUCUCACCUGCUUUAGAUAGCUAUUUGAUGUCGUCUGCUCUGUAUUGUAACUUAAUUGUUAAGUAUCGUUGGGGCUCAUCCUGAGUGCUCCAUUAGGUUUGCUUAGCUUAAUAAUAAAGCAUUGCCAUCGGAACUGAAGGCACAUAAAAAAAUAAAUGCCCGUACUGAAAUUCCUUCGUAAAAAAGAAUAUGGAAUAAAACAUUUAAAUUGUC